CAACUCCACUCCUAUCUAGUCCAAUGAUUAUUUAGAUUUGAGAUUUAUUAUUCUAGUUACCUUCAUGAUCAGUGCUAUAGAAUUUUGUGAUUGAAAAUGUUGUUGUAGUAUUAAAAGGUAUUUGUGACCGUGAUUUGUGAGAGGUGAACUAUAAAUUCAUGAUAUAUUUUUAGAUGCUUUUUGUCACGGAAAAAAUGACUUAAACAAUGUCAGGAGGCAACUCUAAGAACAAAUCCCGCUCCAAGCGUCAUGAGGGCUGGGAGGAAGCUGGUGGGGAGUUCUACCAGGAGUUGUAUCCGGGUGGGGAGCAGGAGCUAUUUGAUAACCUGCAGAGAGCGGAUGCGGCUAAGUUGGCAACACUGUUGCCUUCAAAGCAGGCCAGGAAUACGACCACGGUGAAACGAUCCAGGCCUCAAAAUGAAAGACGACAGUCGACCUACGCCAGAACCACCCAGAGCAGAGACAUACACCUCUCCAUGCUACCUGAUCUCUCUGAAAAUCUGUCGAACGAAGAACGUACUUGGGAAGAGAUUAUGCAGAUAAAAGCAAUGCCGGUACCUAUGCAUCAGAAGCGGGAUCUAAAAGCCAGACUGCAGAACGCAACAAAACUUCGAUUGCAAGGGUUCGAACAAUUGCAAUGGAGGCAACGGAAAAUUUGGCACCGGUUUAGGAGUAGAUGCGGCGAAAUCAUGGGGAAACUCGAGCUGUGGCAGUCAUCACUGAGGGAGAUCGAGGGAAAAUUCGGGACAGGGGUUGUCGCAUACUUCCUCUUUCUCAGGUGGCUGUUUUUCCUUAACAUGGCCAUUUCCUCUUUUGUAAUCCUCUUUUUAAUUCUGCCAAAAGUGUUACUAGUCGAAAACCUUGAAGAAUGUAUCGAUGAAAACUCUACGAUUUGUUGUUCGGAGGCUUAUUUUACUCGGAAUUGGACCCGUAAUAAUGUGAUUUUAGAUUUAAUUCAGGGUACAGGAUUGAUGGAAAGAACUAUCCUGUUCUAUGGUGUGUAUAGUGCCCAAAUAUAUUCAUUUUUCAUUAAUUCGUGGGAAACUGAGUUGUUUUAUAAUAUGCCAAUGGCUUAUAUCUUAGUGCCAAUAAGUUGGGCUUUGCUGUCACUUGUAGCGAUAGUUAAAACUGGUGCAAAAGGCUUUAAAGAAAGAUUAGUUGAGAACGAGGGACAGUUUUAUGUAUAUUGCAACUUAGUUUUCGGCGGUUGGGACUUUUGUAUCCAUAAUGAAAAGUCCGCAAAAAUCAAACAUAAAGCCAUUUACAAUGAGUUCAAAGGUCUUCUAGAAGAAGAGCGAAUUAAAGAAGAAAAGCAAUUGCGCACUAAAGAAAGUAAUAUACUCAUGCAUCUACGACGUUUGUUAGUUAACAUAUUAGUACUAGUAAUAUUACUGCUUUCUGGCGUAUUAAUUUAUUUCGCGUUUAAUUAUUCAAUGUAUUGGCUCGAUGAGCAAAUGGCUCAAGAAAAUGAAUUUGUAAAUCGAACCGAGGGAAAAGUAUUCCUUGGUGAUUAUAGAGAAAGUGCGUUUUCGAUUGGACGAUUUCAGAAUACGCUUCUUGAAUUUCUACCAUUUCUGUGUAUAGUUGUUCUAAACAUAAUUGUGCCAGAAAUUUUUGGGUUUUUGAUUAAAUAUGAGAAUUACACACCUGCCCGUGUUAUAGUUAUAACACUUCUAAGAACUGUAUUGUUAAGGUUGUCAGCUUUUGCAGUACUUUUAAGUCAAAUUUACAUCCAAGUGACGAAUCCGAAUAGAGUGUUUUGUGCAGUUUUUACCGACGAGUCUCGGUUAGAUUGCUGGGAAACAUACGUCGGACAGCAGCUUUAUAAGUUGAUCUUAACAGAUUUCGCUUUGCAGUUCUUCAUGACUUUCAUUAUAAACUUCCCGAGAUCUCUCGUCGCACGACACUCCAAUAGCACUUGUCUAAAAGUCAUCGGAACGCAGGGCUUCUAUCUGCCGAAACACGUUUUAGACAUCGUUUAUGUCCAAACUAUUAUAUGGAUGGGAGCAUUCUUCUGCCCAUUUCUGCCAAUAAUUGGCACAAUUUUCACUUUUCUGAUAUUUUACGUUAAGAAAUUCGCGUGUUUAGUUAACAGCACUCCAUCGCCUAUCGUCUACAAGGCGUCUAAAUCGAAAUCCUUGUUUAUGUCAGUGCUUUUGCUUGGUUUUAUCAUAUCAAUUGCCCCUGUGGCUUAUUCUGUUGCUGAAAUUAUGCCGUCUGUAAACUGCGGGCCUUUCAGAGGUUUUAACACUGUAUGGGAAUAUGUGGUUGUCACGUUUGAAUCAUUUCCAAAAUUUAUCCGGGAAGUUAUAUUCCUCCUGGGCACUUCAACAUUUGCAGUUCCAGCGUUUGCAGUCUUAUUAUUCCUUUUAUAUUAUUAUUGCGCUGUCGCUGCAGCUAAUCGACAUAUGGUAACUGUUCUGAAAAACCAGCUGGUUUUAGAAGGUCACGAUAAACAAUUCUUGUUGAACCGGCUAAGUGCGUUUAUAAGGCAACACCAAAAGCGUUGCGACAGGCGAAAUCGGGCAAGCUUUGCUGACGAUGAUUCUAUACAAAAUAGUUCUAGGUAAAUAUGUUUUUAUGGUUGUGUUUGAAGAAGAUGUAUUGUCGUCGUCAAAACCGAGCUGACGCAGUGAAACUUAAUUGUGGAAUAAAUAAUAAAGCCUUCCCGCUUAGUUUUUUUAAAGCAUUGAUUAUUCAAUUUAUACACGUUAUUUAGGGAUUCGCUCCAUUUGAAUCAUAACAGUUUUAGUUUUCUCCUUUUAAAAUAGUACGGUGAAAAUUCUUCACGAAUGGUUAUCAGAUUUUAAAUAAUAAUAACCAGACAUCAUGUUUUCGAUGACGUAAGCACAUUAAAUUUUCAAAUUAUGUAUAUGUUUUUAUUAAUAAGAAGGAGAUACCCAUUAGUUUCGCGCGCUUUAUGUCCAACCUAACCACAGCCGCCGCGUUUUCCUUCAGCCCGAUUUCGUCCUGCUUUCUUAAGAAAACUGUUGCCUCUUUAAGGAAAAUGACAAUGUAUAUAUUUUUUUGUUUCACGUGAAGUUUACCUGUAUUGCAUUGCGCCUUGAGAAUAAGGCUGAUUUUAAGUUUUUUUUAUAUGAGCUCUCUUUUAUAUAGAUGAAUUUGUUAUGAGCCAUUUUCUUUGAUUCUUUACUCAUUAAAGGUUCAAACUGUAGUUGUUUUUGGAGACUUUUUAAUUUAGUAUUUUGUAAAUACUAAAUAUAUACAAUUAUUGAAUCACAAAUAUGCAUUUAUUUAGCAUUAAUUAAUUCAAGUGCUAGUUAUACCAGUUUUAUUUCCAAAGCUAAGACUUAAAACAUCAGUCAUUUUAAGUAUUAUAUUAAAUAAGUUAAAGGCGCAAUUGUUUUCUUAAUUGCAAUUUUAUUUCUACAUCAAAGUGAAAUAAAAUGAGUAUUAUACAGCACGACUGGUAAGACGCUAAAGAUGCUUAAAUAUUUAUCGACUACUUAACCGUAGGAACGCAUAAAUUAAGAUAUGUAAUAUAUAUACAAAUAUUGAUGGCACGAGAUGAUCGCGCAGUUCAGUGAGUUAACCACAUUUCAUUUAUUUAUUAUGAUAAUUAUUAGAACAAAGAUCGAGUACCCAGAACUCUCCAAAAAUAUCGUUAGGGUGCGUACAAGUUUGCCCCAAGUUGACGUUCAUUUGCCAUGCCACUUGCCACAUACAAAUUUUGUAGAACGCGACUGCCGCCCGUAGCAGCCAAUCCAGCUAGAACAAUCCGUGGCAACUAGACAGACCAGCUCAUUCUUGUAAACGAAAUUACCAAUAAAUUUAAGCUUGCUGGCAUCUUAAGACUCAGAUACUAGUCUGCAAAACUUUUUUAGAGUUUCAAUCAGUCAAUUGUCCAUUAUUACGUAUUCGCCGCGGGAGCCAGUUCACCAAAACUACAACCGUCCUAAAUGCGCGCGAGCGAACGACAGAAACUCCUUUGAUUGCGGUCUCAAAAAUCCACAGCCAACAGUUCGCCCCAUGCGGCGAUCUCGUCUAUGUUCAAUGGUUUGUCGCGUGUAAUUUGUACGCAUCUUUAGUGUCACCAGUCAAUGUAUAAUUGAAAUUAAAAUUGAUGAAAAAAAGAAACAUAAUAGCGAAAAAAAAAAAACAAAAUACUUGGUUAGUAUAACUUAUCUUCUCAACUAUACUUACAUUAUGAAUUAAGUAAGUAACACAUUGUUUUGGUACUGUUGCAAGCGCAAUAGUUGUGAGUUGACAUGAAAGCCAGUGUAUAGUAUUUUAAUCAAUAAUAAGAUUGUUAUAUUUAUAAUUAAUUGUAUUAGAAGUCCUAUAAUUUGUUCUUUUUCGUAAGGCCUUAAUCUUUUAUAGAGGUUCUGUCCAAUCUUUAGACUCAUUUUACGUUAACCUUGCUAUUUUUUACUUUCUUAUUUUUAAUAAGUAUAACUAUGUAUUAUUCCUUAGUCUAAAAUUGUAUGGUUUUGGGAUCUCUUGUUUCCACGAUCACCCCUUCAUUAGGUCUAUUUUGUGUGCUAUUUUAGUCGGUUACUCCAAUAACCCCAGCUCUGCCAGAAGUUCAGAACUUUCCUGAGAUUUUCAUACUUCUUGGAGCGACAUAAUAUGUUCGAAGAUUUUUGCCUGUACAUCCAGACAUAAUAAUAACUGACCGUUUAGUCUCAGACCAGACAGAUUGGGGAGACUAACUAUCCGUUACGCCAAUUGUAAUAGAUGCUUAUUUAGCAGUAGGUAUGUGCGCCGUUAGGGCGCCCACCACAAUUCUGAGGUUAAGUGUGAACGGUUCAGCCUGGGCGAUAGUGCGGCUUUCGAUUCCUUUCUGUCUGCAGCUUGUAUGGUUUGGCAGGGCAAAUAAUUUGUCAAAUAUGAUUUGAUAAGUCUGUUUUGUUUCUAUGAUACACUAAAUAUAUGUACAUUCCAAUAUACAUGUAUGUGUCUGCGUGACAUUUUAUUUAGCAUGGUUAAAGUUUUUGCUGGAGUCAUAUCAAAUUCGAUAUAUCUUCAAAGUAAUUGAGUCUUAAUUGUCUCACGUUUUUAUAUUAAAUUUUAGCAAUCCAUUUAUAUUCAGGUCAUUGUAAUUUCCAUAACCUGUUUUAUAUUUUUCAAAAUUUUGUACUGUUUACAUUAAUAUGUAUUAUAUUAUAUUCUUUUUCAGUUUCUUGUUUUAUGUUUGUCGUUCUUCAUCAUUAACUAUGUUUGAUUUUGAAAAGUAGAUUAUUACACAGCGUAAUACCGAACUCAUACGAAUUUUGAUGCUGUCUAAGGCUACUACUAAUAUUGAUGGAGUUCAGGCGAGUUUGUUCGAAUAAACAAUCACCUGUUUGCCAUUAACAGCGAUACAACGGAAAGUUGAAGCCAUUAGUAGAGCGAACAAAUAAGUUUCAUUCCUUCGUGCGACCUCUUUUUUGUUGGGUAGUUUCCACCCCAGUAUCUACUCCAAAGCAGCUGAACUCCUCCUUAAAUACUCGAAAAACUUUUAAAAUUCUUGAAAUCAAAGUGGCCACUCUACUUUGUCGCCUCUUGAAAAUAUCUGUAUGACAUGCUCUUCUUUACCCCCUUUUUAGAUGUGCAGUGAUCUCAUUUUAUUUAUAUUACGCGGUGAUCCAGUACACGCGAUGUAAUAUUUUCCAUUUAGACCUUAUAGUUCCUAGUCCAAUUUACAAUGUGUUUCAACACAUACUUUCGUCCUGUACUGUAUAUUUUUAUUAAUUUAGAAAAAAAUUUACUAGUGUUAAUUUUAUAUUAAUAAUUAUUAAUGUAUUUAUUUAAUAGAAUUAAACGUAAUAUUAUGUACAUUUUAUAAAUUUCGCCGGCGAAAAAAGAUUAAGUGAGUGUUGAAUUAAAAGAGCGUUAAUUAAAUAAAUGGAUGAGACCAAUCAGAUCAUCUCUGAUAUGUUUUACCUUUCUCGGUUUGCUAGUUCAUUGGCAGCCCUGUAGUUUUAUCAAGUCUUCAAUUGAACUAGUCUUUAUCUACACGUGCAGUUAAAAAUACAUUAUGCUACUAUUUUCAUUUAACUUAAUUACUUCACAAAGCUUAAAUUUAAUAACCGUAACCGUAGGCAAUAAAUUAAUAACAAUAGGUAAUAUAUCAAAAGUAUUUAGCCGGCGAUGUUAGGAACUAGUUGAAAUUAUAGUUAUAGACAAUUAGAGAAAUUAUUAAUAAACAAGUAACAACUCAAAUUUUCACUUGAACGUAGAUAGUUGCCAUAGAUUUUAUACGUCUAGUGUAUGUCUAGUAAAUGCAUUUUUGUAGCUGCUUUUAAGUAUUGUUUUUUUUUUGGAUUAUGUAAAAUGUUAUGAAGCCAUUACAAUAAUUACGGUGGGUUGAAUUGUCGAAAGUUUGAGUAAAAUGGAUUGUGAUGUGUCAGUAUAUUAAAGUUUAACAUUAGAGUUUCACGUAAGGUGUAUGUGGGUAACUUCAGAGACCGGGUAUGUCCGGAUAAUUUAAAAACUUUCUAGACAUAGUGCAGAUCGUUAUCUUGUGCUGUCCCUUCAGCUUCAGUCUGCGUGUAUCAAAGCAUCGCGCUGGUUGGUGUGACACACAAACACAACUUUGAAUUAUCCGGACAUACCCUGUAUCCGAGCUUACUCUAAUUCAAUAUAAGAAUGAUCUAGUUUUAUCACAGAUUUAUGGAAAAACAAUUGUGUUCGUACAAUCUUUACGAUCGAUUGAAAUAAACGUUCUACACUGUCUUGCUUAUAAUACAUAUUACUGGAAAGAUUUUAGCCAUAAAAAGGGAGUAAUCAUUUAUUUUCUCAAAAUUGGUUCGUUUAGAAUUCUUUUUGAUGUCGGUUCAAACACUACCAGCGCUUCGGAAACAAAUGGCGCACUGAGAGAGAAUAAACGGUGCAUGAAACUUUCCUAGCAUUCUUUUAUUGCGUUCUUUUAAAUAAAAUAUACAAUAUAUGUGCUGUCAUUUUUAUUGUUAUAAAAUAAUCAUAAUGUAGUCCCAGGUUAUCUGAUCGCAUAGAUAUUCAGCAACAUUUAAAUAUUUGUCUAUACGUUUCUAUAUUCUAAAUAUGGGCUUUUUUUGACAAUUUUGACUCGACCCACCCUUCAUGUUGUUUAUUUAUAUAUUUAAUUUAAAUUGUUUUAUUAUGUGAUGUAUUGUGACACUGCCAAAAUUUUUUUGUAUCAAAUGUACUGUAAAUUAUAUCGAUGUAGAAAAA
Messenger RNA from Leptidea sinapis, 7155 nucleotides. Its product is annotated as transmembrane channel-like protein 7. Lineage: Eukaryota; Metazoa; Arthropoda; Insecta; Lepidoptera; Pieridae. The coding region runs from base 207 to 2570 and encodes 787 amino acids. Gene Ontology annotation, molecular function: mechanosensitive monoatomic ion channel activity. Gene Ontology annotation, cellular component: plasma membrane. The record is from RefSeq and is a predicted model, not a curated record. The transcript is spliced from 5 exons.